AUGUCUGGGUCUCUCGGCGAUGGGGCUGUGGAACAGGAGUCUUCCCGGCGCCGUUGUCGACUACGCGUCGACCACUUCGCUGGAUGCUGCGAGGCGUUCGAACGCCCUGAAGACCGACAUCGUUACGAUGGAGAACACCGUCGAGGACUUGACGAGGACGGUCCAGAAGAAGCAAAUGAUCUCCACGGCUCAGAGCGCUCAGAACCGAGCGGCCCAAGUUGGAGGCGGACUGCAACGAGGUGGCAGGACAAGUCAUUUCGUGAGGAGGUGGAAGCACUCCGAGCCAUCAUCGAUCACGUCGAGGAAACGGCUGCCUCCGACCGCGAGACUUCGGCGAGGACGGAGGGCGACCCCGUCCCAAACCUCAGUACCGCCGAGGGCACCAUCGCCGCCCUCACAGAGACCGUGGGCGAGCAGCAGCUUGCCACCCAGAGGGAGUCGGAGCGAUCGGACCUCUCCCUCCGCCUGGUAGAAAGCAAUCGUGAGGCAUCUCUGCAAGAAGCGGCCAAGGCUCGAGCAUCCACGCUCGCUGUUCGGGAGGGCCUGGAGUCCUGCGAGCAGGAUCUGGCCGAGAUCGACAGCGCGUCCGUCGAUAUCUCGCUCUUCGCGGCGGAGAGGCCCAACGAGGGAAACUUGCGCGCGUCCGCGACUUGCGGAUGUAGCGAAGCUGGGCGUGAACGACUGCUCGGCUUCCCACGAGGCGGCUCAGGGGACGUGGAGGGAGGAGCUGGAGGACGAGCUGACCGUUUCCGAGUAGGAGCCUCUGGGGGCGGCGGCGUGGGCGCGCGGGCGGCCAAGAUCAGGGAGGCUCGCAUGACCGCGGGGCAGAUAAAGGCGGAGCUGGACGCCCUAGGCGUGAGCUACGUGAGCCUGUUGGAGAAGUCGGAGUUCGUGAUGAAGCUCGCGGAGGCGGAAGACGAGAAGAAGGAGAAGGAGGAGGAGGCAGCGUCGCCUGCCGGAGAAGACGCCGCCGAUGAGGCCUCCGCGAUGCUCGUCUCCGCGAUAAAGGAGGAGCUCGACGAGCGAGGGGUCAGGUACCGAGGGCUCUUCGAGAAGUCGGAGUUCGUGGACCUCCUGGUCGACGCUAGGGCCAAGGGGAUCACCGCACCUCCGCCAUCAUCGUCCGGCGACACCGAUGGUGGUGCUGGGAGCGGAGGGGGGGCAUCCGCCAGGCACAAGACCAGGCCGACGCCGCCUACAAGGACGUCGAGGUGA
Messenger RNA from Ectocarpus siliculosus, 1215 nucleotides. The record is from the annotation of a GenBank genome assembly. Lineage: Eukaryota; Phaeophyceae; Ectocarpales; Ectocarpaceae.